CAACUGGUAUUGAUCCGAUUGGUCCGGUGUGUGUUUCAGAUGUGUGUCUGUUGCCCGGAGGUCAGUGUGAAGGGCAUUAGGACUGUGGUUGUUGCUCUAACACACCUGACUCCACACAUCAGCUCUCAGGACAGGUGUGUUAGAGCAACAUGAAACUCUAAGAGGCAGCAAGUCCACAAAUCAGACCUGAGAACAGAUUUACUGCACAACAUGGCAACCCAAACACCAAACUACACUCUGAAAGGUGUUUUAAAUGUGGAAAAAUAGGGCAUCUUGUUCAGGCUUGAAGCUACACCAGCCUCGGACAAACCAUGCUUGUCUGAACCAACCUCGGUGAAGCCCCGCUCAGCUGAACUGACCCUGGAGAGCGUCAGUGACACUGAAACAAAUCAAGAAACGGCCGGCUUGGCUAAACCGGACCGGGAGAGGACCUGCUGCUUGGAAAAGAAAGGCUGGAGCUGCUUGUGGAGGUGCAGAGCUGCUGCUUGGAAACACUCGUCACUACACCCACACAGGUCACUUUGCUUCUCAGGAAGUUCAGUUAAAUGUGGUUCACUAGUCUGAAGAUAUAAAGGAAUUUCUGAGAACAACUAAGUGACAGGAGAACAUUUUCUUCCAGACCAUAACACAACACUCCGUGGUGGAGUCGCCUUGUUGUUUACUCACAAUGUUAUUCAUUGUUCCUGUUUGACUGAAAGUGUGUGUUCGCUCUCACCAAUGCAGUGGAGAAGAUGGUUUUAUUAAAAUAAACGCAACACUGUUAUUGCUAACUGCAACACUGGUGACAUUUUCAUUUUGGGUGGAGAUUUUAACUGUACUAUAGAUAUUUUAGACCGGAACCAUGCAGAACCUCAUGUGGCUUCCCGUAAGCGUCUGUGGGAGAUGAUGGAGGCCCACGAGUUACGUGAUAUAUGGAGAACUUUUAAUAAGACAAAGAGACAGUACACAUGGGCCCACGCCAUAGAUAACUCGCUCUCCCUGGCAAGAUCAGAUCGUUUUUAUGGUUUUAAACAUCAGCUGGCUUUUUUUUUGUUUGUUUGUUUUAUUGUUCCAGUAGGUAUCUCUGAUCACAGUACGGUACAGUGUACUAUAAGUAAAGAGAAUGUAAAGCCUGAGUGUCUACUGGCAUUUUUAGAAGACACUUAUUUUAGAGAGUCUUUUACUUAUUUAUGGAAUUGUUUUAAAUCUGAGAAGGCAGCUUUUAGCUCAUUACAGCAGGGGUGGGAUGUGACUAAGACACAAAUGAAAGAUUUUUGUCAACAGUACAUUCUCGAUGUCACAAGAGACAUUGUUAGAUCUCUGAAAACUCCAAAGUGCGAAUGAGAUGGAUGCUCCACCUAAAUUUUUCUUUAGUGUAGAGCAAAAGAAUGGACAGAAAAGAUUCAGAAAUGCUUUGCGAACAGAAUCAGGGGAUCUCUUAACAGAGCCCACUGAAAUUCGCAGGCAAACAUCAAGCUUCUACGUGAAGUUGUACAGCAGUGAGCAGUCAGGGGUACAGACGGUGGAGGAGAACGUCCUCAUGGACCUGAUAAGCUCUCUGAGCAAACGGCCAGGGAGUUGGACAGGGAGCUAACGCUGGGAGAGCUUCAUGAGGCUCUCCAGUGGAUGGAGAACGGACGGGCGCCAGAUGGUCUCCCUGUUGAGUUCUACAAGGCUUUUUGGACAGUUAUAGGGCAGGAUGUGCUAGAGGCAGUUUUUACUUAAAUACUCGGACGGCACUGUAGAGCAUGUGAAGGGCAGACUGAGCAGGUGGAAGCGGCUGGUCCCAUGGAUGUCCUACAGGGUGCGAACGCUGGUCAUCAACAACCUCGCCCCGUCGUCCCUCUAGCACAAGCUGGCAUGCGUGGAUUUGUUGCCAAACCGCAUUCAGGCCCUGCUGGUGGACUUCUUCUGGGAUGGUCUACACUGCAUCCCUCGGAUCGUGCUGGUCCAGCUAGUCAGCAGAGCAGCAGCAUUCCACCUUCACUGGAUAUAGAGACAGUAUGGAAAGCAGCAGCCUGGAGAGCAGUUGCAUGGAGAGCAGUUGGAGGACUGGGGCUGGACUGGACUUUGUUUUUAAUGGACACCAAAAAACCGGAGGUUUCUGGAUUACCAGUGUUUUAUCAUGGCAUGUUUAAAAUCUGGAACUUUUUUAAAAAACAGAACAAAGGCAGUGGAACACUGUACUGGCUGCUGGAGGAGCCUCUGGUGUAUGGUGGACGCUUGGACAUCUCCAGUGUGGCCAUCUCUGCACUCUCCAGGACUCUUAUCUCAGCAGGCAUCGUGACACUCUGGAAGCUCGUGAACAUCUUGGGAGCUGACCUGUCGAAGGUGGAGGACCUGGCAGCGUGUAUGGGAUUGCUUAACUCUUUCACCACUGGACGUCCUCCCUAACAUCUGAAGAGUGUGUUCAGCUGAUGGACUAUCAGUAUACAGAGACUGGUUGUUGUUUUUUUUACAUGACUUGUGCAAAUAAUGGAUUGGAAAAGUCUCUCUCUCUCUCUCUCUCUCUCUCUCUCUCUCUCUCUCUCUGCGUUGAUAACCUUAAACACAUCACUUACAGGUGUAACUUGUACCAAAGUGAAUAAAAAAAAAAAUCCUAAUCGCACUUUUACUGUGACGUCAUCACUGAGCGCGAUUUUUUUACUUCCUCCUUGAAAAGAUGAGUGUGAAACUGUUUAACCGGUAUAAUUACUCACAGUA
This is a messenger RNA of Tachysurus fulvidraco (yellow catfish), 2682 nucleotides long. RefSeq lists its product as uncharacterized. The record is from RefSeq and is a predicted model, not a curated record. Lineage: Eukaryota; Metazoa; Chordata; Actinopteri; Siluriformes; Bagridae. The transcript has 2 exons. Bases 1768 to 2373 code for a protein of 201 amino acids.